This is a messenger RNA of Centruroides sculpturatus (bark scorpion), 912 nucleotides long. RefSeq names its product dimethylaniline monooxygenase [N-oxide-forming] 5-like. Lineage: Eukaryota; Metazoa; Arthropoda; Arachnida; Scorpiones; Buthidae. Bases 1 to 912 code for a protein of 303 amino acids. The transcript is spliced from 2 exons. Gene Ontology annotation, molecular function: NADP binding; N,N-dimethylaniline monooxygenase activity; flavin adenine dinucleotide binding. The record is from RefSeq and is a predicted model, not a curated record.
AUGCGAAUAUGGAAUCGAUGGGUUGCUGAGGGUCUUACUGAAUGGCAUGCAGGAUCUCAAUGCCCUCCCAUGACUAACGCCCGAGAGGACAGACAUAUUGUAUACCUCAGUACACGAAGAGGUUGUUGGGUAAUGCACAGAGUGGGAGACAACGGAAGACCAUUCGACGAAAUCUUCACUACUCGAUUUCUAAAUAUAUUAUUCAAUUUGGUUCCUCUCAACAUAUCGAGCUGGUAUAUGGAAAGAUAUUUGAAUAAGGCUUUCGAUCACGAAACUUACCAGUUAAAGCCCAAACACAGAUUCUUUCAGCAACAUCCCAUGGUUAGCGACGCAUUACCAAACAGAAUUUUGAGUGGUACGGUCACGGUCAAAGGGGAUAUCGAACGUUUCGAAGAAAACGGAGUACUUUUCAAAGGAGACUCCGAAGUCACCGAAGUAGACCACGUCAUUCUGGCCACCGGAUACCAAAUUAAGUUUCCUUUCUUGGAUAAGAAGAUAGUAGACACCACGGAUAAUCGAGUAGAAUUAUACAAGUUCGUAUAUCCUCCGCAUCUGAAACAUCCCACUUUAGGCUUCAUGGGUUUGAUAGAGUCUGUAGGAGGCGACUUUCCCAUCAAUGAAAUGCAAAUUAGAUGGUUUGUUCAAGUUCUAGUGAAGAAGGUUCUUUUUCCCAGCGAAGAAGAAAUGAGAAAAGACAUCAAGAAACAGUUGGAAGCAAUCGGAAAGCGUUACUACGAUGCAAAACAUCACACCAUCCAAGUGGAUUACAUCGAUUACUUGGACGAAUUAGCUUCGUUAAUCGGAGCGAAACCCAACUUCGUGAAGAUGUUUUUCACCGACCCAAAGUUAUUUUGGGCAUUGAUGACCGGUCCGAGUCUUCCUUAUCAAUACAGACNUUUAUGGAUAAAAUAA